Molecule: messenger RNA, 2269 nt
Organism: Morus notabilis
Lineage: Eukaryota; Viridiplantae; Streptophyta; Magnoliopsida; Rosales; Moraceae
Product: transcription factor GTE7
Exons: 4
Coding region: 208-1887 (559 amino acids)
Molecular function (GO): protein binding
Source: RefSeq, a predicted model, not a curated record
GGUAAGCUACUUCAAACCCUAGGUUUUCUCUCAUGCUUCUUCCCUGUUCUUUUUUACUUAUCGGCGGCGCGUGGGGUCAAUCGGAGGCGCGUGAGGGCCACGUUCUUGCUUAUUCAUGGUGAUUUAUCUGAUCCCUGCACUUGGAAACCCUCACCGGAGCUCAACCGGAGCCAUAGCGAAGACGUCCGUUUCCGAUUCCGGACUUCCAUGGCUUCCGCCGUCUUAGCCAACCGGAACGACACCGAUUGGCCGCCGCAGCCCAGAGGCGGCGCUUCCGGAGCAGGAUUCAUGGGGAAAGUCCCUUUCGCUAACCCUAACCCUAAAAACUCAAGCAAGAAGUCGCAAUUCCACCAAUUCCACGCACCGUCGGGCGAUUUCAACGGAUGUCAGAUCGACGAGUCACCGGCCGUGACGCAGACGGCGUCGGACGACGCGUCGUCGAUCAAUCACCGGCGAUCAAGCGAGUUCAAUUUGGGGCACUCUCAAUACGUGAGCUUCAACAUAGGAUCUUAUUCAAGAAAAGAGCUCUCCGAGUUGAAAAACCGCUUAUUGUCGGAGCUCGAUCGAAUUCGCCAAUUGCAGAGCCGAAUUGAAGCGUCGGAUUUGGAUCAUCAUCAUCUUCAACCUAAGAAACCGAUCCCUAGCAAGAAGCUGUCUGGUUCGAAGAGGCCGUUCCCGACGAAUUCGAAUCAUGGCAAAGAUUCCUCCCAUUUGAAGAGAUCGCAUCCGGAUAACGCGAAUUUGAUGAAGAAUUGCUCGCAGCUGAUGACGAAAUUGAUGAAGCAGAAGCACGCGUGGAUCUUCAACAAGCCCGUGGAUGUGAUCGGCAUGGGGCUUCACGAUUACUUCGACAUAAUUAAGCGUCCGAUGGAUCUCGGCACCGUAAAGUUGAACCUUUCGAAAAAUCUUUACUCUUCUCCGUCGGAUUUCGCCGCAGAUGUGAGGCUGACGUUCCAGAACGCCGUGACCUACAAUCCCAAGGGCCACGAUGUACACGCCAUUGCAGAGCAGCUCCUUGUGAAAUUCGAGGAGUUAUUCCGACCGGUGAGCGAGAAAUUGGGAGACGAACGGCUUUUUGAUGACGAUUUGCAGGCAAGUUCAUGGGAUCACGUGGAGCCGGAGAGGCCGAAGAAGCGGGAAGAGAAGAAGCCUGAGCCACCUGUUAGGGCGCCGCCGGUCCCAGCGAGCUCGUCGAACCCAAUCCCCAAUUCUCCACCUGUGGUGCAGUUGCAGUCUCCGGUGCGGACACCAUCCCCGCCGAUGCGGGCCCCACCGGUUAAACCAUUAAAGCAGCCGAAGCCAAAGGCAAAGGAUCCUAACAAGAGGGAGAUGAGUAUGGAGGAGAAGCAAAAGCUAGGAAUCGGGUUGCAGAGCUUGCCGCAGGAGAAGAUGGAUCAGGUUGUGCAGAUCAUAAGGAAGAGGAAUGGCCAUUUGAAACAGGACGGUGACGAAAUCGAGCUUGACAUCGAAGCCGUCGACAUAGAGACGCUUUGGGAGCUUGAUCGGCUCGUCACCAAUUGGAAGAAGAUGGUCAGCAAGAUCAAGCGGCAAGCCCUCAUGAACAACGCCAACAACAAUAACAGCAAUGUGGCACCAAACAAAGGCAAUGCGGAAUUAGCAGGCAGCGAGAAGAUUGAUUCUGUCGUUGCGGAGCCGAAAAGGGUUAAGAAAGGAGAAGGCGGUGAUGAGGAUGUUGACAUUGGCGAUGAAAUGCCGUUGAACAACUUUCCGCCGGUGGAGAUUGAGAAAGAUAUUGGAGGGGGCCACGCCAGCAGCAGUAGCUCUAGCGGCACCAGCAGUUCGAGCAGUGAUUCCUCCUCUUCUAGUGAUUCUGAUUCGGGAAGUAGUUCUGGGAGUGAUUCGGAUGAUGAUAAUGCGCACUCGUAGAGUCCUUUCAGAAUGUUGUCAUCGAAUUGGGACUAUAAAUGGCAAAAGAGACGCGCCCAUUUGGUGGGAGAUCUUUCUGAAGAAGAUCGAAAGUGUUCCCAAAAGCCCUCCUUUCGAUAGAGAAGAGCCUUCAAUUUGUCUAAAUAUUUAUUUUCAGUUGGGGGGAGGUUUCGUGUGUUUCUCGAAGUGGUGGUUACAAUAUUAAGGAAAGUUGGGAUGGUGGAUUAACACAAAUUGUAUAAAGAGACCUUUACUCUGUCUGAGAUGUUAGAAGACAGAUGUAACAGUUAGCUAGGGUUAGGAGAAAGAGUAGUGAGAGGACUAAUGUACUUAAAAAAACAUUUAUAAAGAGCAAUACACUAGUUGUGGUUCCUAGUCCCCA